This is a messenger RNA of Leptidea sinapis, 8256 nucleotides long. RefSeq names its product collagen alpha-1(V) chain (gene Mp). The record is from RefSeq and is a predicted model, not a curated record. The transcript is spliced from 23 exons. Bases 304 to 3015 code for a protein of 903 amino acids. Lineage: Eukaryota; Metazoa; Arthropoda; Insecta; Lepidoptera; Pieridae.
GUAGCGGGUCGGUCGCGUGACUUCGCUCUACAAGACUACGUGUGUAGUACACGUUCGCGUAUUUAUUACACUUUGAAUAAUUAUAUUCACGUGGGAAUUUAAAUUUUUAGUGUCGUGAAUAAAUGAUAGUGAAUCUUUAGUUUUCAUAAAUUCCAGGUCGAGCUUCGUGAAUAAAUUUCACGAACCAGUUACCGGCUGAGGACUGAAAGACUAAUAGGUGAACGUAUAAAGAAAUGUGAAUAAUGUAUGGAGCAUUUAUAAUAAUUGUUGACGCGUGGACGUUUGUGAUAAAAUAAUGUGUAGAUGAUUAACUGUGACGCUGUCAAAAUGGCAAUGGUUAUAUCACAAACUACAAAAGCGGCGAUUGGUGGGUUUUUGGCGCUAAUGAUCCUGGGUGCUGUGUUGGUCGUCGGUGCGGCGUUUGGAUGGUUCGAUCCAAAGAGGGAGGAUGAAGAUACUCCGGCGAAGAUAAGUGCACGACUGCAAGGGAGGACUUCAUUUGUCACGCAUAGAGCUGUAAACCCAGAUGAAAACAGAUUACCAGUUAUAUCUAACUCAUCACCAUUCGUUCCUAAAGAAGAUAAAGGAGAAACUGUCACGUUGUCGUCUCAAUGUAAAUGCAGCGUGAAUGAUCUAUCACAAAUACUGUCGCUGGUACCAGGCUUAAAAGGAUCACCAGGCCCACAGGGUAUCACUGGAGCUGAUGGUAUGACUGGAGCACCUGGUAAAACAGGUCAAAUGGGAGAACAGGGUCCAACUGGGCCUCAAGGCGAAAGGGGAGAGCGAGGUGAGAUUGGUGAACCUGGAUCUCCGGGUAUUGAAGGUCAACCUGGACCAAAAGGAGAUCCUGGCUCCGAUGGUACACCAGGGCUCCAAGGGCCUCCUGGACCACCAGGACCUGCAGGAAUCAUUUCCUCCAAUUUGGAAUCUACGGGAUCAUAUGGCAGUGAAAGAGGAAUAAGUGUGACGGGAGAAAGGGGUCCCAUAGGCCCUCCAGGUCCCCAAGGUGAACGCGGCUACCCUGGCAAUAAGGGGGAGAAGGGAUUACAUGGAACUAAGGGCGACAAAGGCGAGCGAGGUUAUCCGGGGGUUCGAGGUCCACAUGGUGUGAAGGGUGAAAGAGGCCAGGCAGGCAAAGACGGUCUGCCCGGUUUGCCUGGCGCCAACGGACAACCGGCUGAGAAAGGCGAGAAAGGUGCUCGAGGUUUGCCUGGUCCACCCGGACUUCCAUCGCCCAGUAUUUCAGAUAACUCAGUUUUGGGAGACUUAGUCCGAACAGGUCCUCGGGAUGUUAAGCUAAAAGGCGAUAAAGGGGAAAGAGGAGAAAAGGGGGAAAAGGGAACACGCGGUAUUGAAGGACCUCAGGGCUUUCCUGGAAACGACGGCAAGGCUGGCGAACGCGGAGAUAUUGGACCGUCGGGACUACCUGGCACACAGGGGCCUGUGGGAUUAACGGGCCCUAAAGGAGAAAAGGGUGAUUCAGGGCCUCCGGGGCCGGUAGCUAUUUCUAGAGAUGAAGCUAUCAUUAUGACAAAGGGUGACAAAGGUGAGCCUGGACCAAGAGGAAAGCGUGGCCACCCGGGCGCCCCUGGUCCCAGGGGCCCGCCAGGGGUCCCCGGGCCCCCAGGAGAACCUGGCACGAAUGGACUAUCUGGCGAUAUUGGGCUUCCAGGAUGGACAGGUCCCCCGGGUGUAGCUGGUCAACCUGGAGCUCAAGGUCCAAAGGGUGAGAAGGGAGAUCCAGGUCUUACGAAAGCAGAACUGGACAAGAUUAAAGGUGAAAAAGGCGACAGAGGUUUGGAUGGCACUCCGGGGACUCCUGGAAAGGAUGGACCAAGAGGUCCCCCGGGUCCCCCGGGCUCCUUGACAGGCAAUGUGCAGUACGUCUCUGUACCGGGACCACCCGGGCCUCCGGGGCCUCCCGGGCCAGCAAUUGCUAUCGCUAAUGAACACCCAAUGGACACUUUGACUGAUAGCCCGGGGAUUAAUCGACACGAACCGACUGCGGGGAAAUCAAGAGACGCAUUACAAAUUUUGAGGAGCUUAAACCAUUACAUGUCUCGACAAGGCCAAUACGCUGACUUUUCUGAUCCAGUGGACCCCCUGAGUGACUUUGAUGAAGAGGAAGACGGAAGAACUAUCAUUGGCACGAUUCUUUUUAAAACCACAGACUCUUUACUACGGUUGGGAACAAAAAGUCCAAGAGGCACGCUGGCUUAUGUCAUUCAGGAACAAGCUUUGCUGGUACGAGUAAACAACGGAUGGCAGUAUGUGGCUAUGGGGACGUUACUGGCAAUACACAGUUCACCAGUCGGCGGCCCUACCCGAACACCGCAGCAGAAUAUUCUAGAGACUUCCAGUUUAGUACAUCACAAGAAUCCCGCGGGAGGCGGCCCAGUGCUUCGUCUGGCCGCGUUGAAUGAACCUCACACAGGAGAUAUGCACGGCGUAAGCAGUACCAAUUACGAGUGCCAUAGACAAGCUCAGAGAGCCGGCUUGGAUGGCACUUUCCGAGCCUUCAUAUCUUCAAGGGUUCAAACAAUCGACUCGAUAGUGAGCUGGGUGGAUCGAGAAAUACCAGUUGUGAACACAAGAGGUGACGUCCUGUUCAACUCCUGGGGUGAGAUGUUUGACGGAUCGGGAGCGUUGUUUGCGCAUGCGCCUCGGAUAUACAGCUACAACGGCAAGAAUGUCCUUGUGGAUCCAAGUUGGCCAAUAAAAGCAGUGUGGCAUGGAGCAAUACCUAACGGAGAGCCAGCAAUGGACGCGUAUUGUGACGCGUGGCACAGCAGCAAUCCUGAGAAGCUUGGUCUAGCUUCCUCAUUGAGAUCUAACAAAUUACUGGACCAAGAAACUUAUUCGUGUAGUUCAAGAUUAAUUGUGCUGUGUAUUGAAGCUACUCCUGUGGAUACAGCGAGAAGAAAAAAAAGAUCUAAGUACGAGUAUCGCGCGGACAAAUUACAUUUCCUCAAAGACAUCGAACAAAAGAACGCAACGAGAGACGUAUUAUUAUAGAUGUUUUAUAUUUAAUGUAAUAAAAAUGAAGACUGUAAAUAACAUAUUAAUGUAUGCAAUAUUCAAUUCAAGUGGAGCAUGAAGACAAUAUAAAGCGCUAUUUAUUUUUGUGUGCAGUUUCCGACUCUCAAUCAUAUUAUCGAUAGAAUAUUGCAUGAAGAUUUAGAUUUAGAAUUAUCAUUAAUAUCACACGAGAAAUUAUAAAUGUAUUUAGGUUUGUGAUUUUAUCUGUAUUUCGCCUCUACAUAAGGCAUCCUCAGGAGAUGUUUACUGCUUGAGAAUCUUGAGUUAAGAUAACUCAAAUAAUUUGGACAGGUACACAAAUCUACCAAUACCUAGGUAUUUACUAUUACAGUAUUGUAAAAAAUGAAAUUAUAUCAAAAAUUUGAGUUCCUACACAAAACGAAAAAAAAGUUAUAAAAUUGAUUUCUAUUUUAAUACUUUAAUACCUCCCAAGAGUCUCUCUCUUGAACACCAAAGCGUUUCAUUCAGUUUCUGAUUUAUAAUAUACUCUUUGCCUUGUGCCAAUUUCAGAUCAAUCUAUUCUCUAUGGAUAUAAUAUAAUGAAAAUGUUUCAGAGACCGGCAAUAUAAUACGUAGCAUAAUUGAAAAAUUCAAUUUUUAACGCAAAAUAAUAAUUAUAUAGAAUUUGCCUACGUUUUAUAUUGAACUUAGGGUUUGCCUUGUUGAAUAUAAUAUUUGUUAAUUAGUUAUCAUUAUUUCCUUAACUUAUUGUAAUAUCUUAACAAAAAGAUGUUAACAUCCAUACUGUAUAUUCUGUUAUAGAUGGCAAAAUACUUCUGUAUUUUGAAGUCAUCCUUGACCUAGCGUUACUAUUACAUCACAAAUAUGGUAGCCACUCCCUCUCUCAACUUGCGGGGCUUAUAAAUUACGUAGUUUUUUGUUAAUUGACAGAAAAUGACUCUCACAUUUUUUUAUCAUAUUGUAUUUUAUAGAAAAGUAAUGUAAGAUAAAUAAGGAAGUAACUAUUUGUAUGAGAUUAACAAUGAAAAAGCCGAUUUUCCAAGUAGCUAAUUAAUUUCAAGAAACUACAGCUUAAACUGGAAACUUUGAGAGUUAUAGCGCUGGGUUUUGGGGACGCAACUUUAAGGUUUCACUGUUUAGUCUCAGCGGAGUGUAGUUGAAAGCUACUUCUUAAAUGAAUGUUCUUACAAAUAAUACAAAAUGGAUAUUGUAUUGCUGCAAACCUGUUUAAAGUUCCUCUGUUUAAUAUCAGUAUUACUAGAAUAUUCAUGGAAAUACAUAAAACAUUGUGAAGUGGUACGAUACCAAAGUAUAAAUAUUUUUUUAUAAAAAUCCCUUACGAGACGAUCAGGACGUUCAGCUGAUGGUAAUUGAAACGCCCUACCCAUUACAAUGCAAUGCCGCUCAGGAUUCUUGAAAAACCCUACAAUUCUGAGCGGCACUACAAUUGCGCUCGUCACCUUGAGACAUAAGAUGUUAAGACUCAUUUGCCCAGUAAUUUCACUAGCUACGGCACCCUUCAGACUGAAACACAGUAAUGUUUACACAUUAAUUCUUUCUUUUCUCCAUUUCCCCCUCUUAUGUUAAAAAAAUCUUGGAAUGUCUGUUGAAAUUCAUUUCUAUCCUUAAUAUCUAAAGAUAUUUUGUGUUCGUCUCCUGUGCAAAUCUCACAAAAGUUCUUGUCCACGUGAGCAAUUUGUAGAACGACUUAUAAUCCGCAGUGUUUAUAUCGUACUGUCAUUAAUUUUUCUACAGGUGUAUAAUAAUUAUGAUAAGGUAUAAUUAAAAUAUUUUAAAUUUUAAAGAUUAACAAGUUGAAACUAAUGCAUAAAUUAAGUAGUAUUUAUUCAACCAAAACAAAUCUUAUUACUAUAUUGACAAUACUAUGACUACAUAAACUAUCAUUACGUGGAUGCGUACCUAAAAUACUGGCAGCAUUUCCGCGUUGGAUAGCUAGGCUGAUCCGUUGACCGAGAUAGCUGCCAGCACUUGGGUUUCCAGUAGCCUUAUUGAGGCACGAAGAUAGUAGUUUGAACAUUCUCCGCGCGUCUGGGCCCCAUGGGCCAAGUGUCUUGACACCAAAGGGCACAAAGAUGUAUGACUCACUGAGACCAACAUAUUUGCGACGCUUGCCGUCUUCGGCAGUUGAAGCAGCAGCCCCAGCACCAACUUACGUAACUUGGACUUGAGAAGGAGCCAGAGUAUCGACGCAAGUCGCGUCCCACAGCAGCGCCCUUCCCCGUGCCCAAGCCACCAGCGUCAUUCCAUCAGGACGCUUGCCAUCGCGGCGGGUAAUACCAUUUAAUAUACCAGUUCUAAAACAGCAGGUAUAUUAAGAGCGGCAAACGCCCUGCGGAUGACUUCAUUAAUGCUGGCGUGACGACUGAUACGGCCCGCCGAUUUUAGGCAGGAUAACCCGUGCCACCCUAGAGCACCUACCUGAACGCCACAUCUACAUUGAUUUGGUUCAUUCAAUUUUAUACCUAGCCGGAGUGAUACGGAUAUUGACAAUGUCAUAUUGUCAAGUAGCGUUCCAAUCGGCGCAGAAGGCAAGGCUUGUAACCAAAAGCCCGACUCAUUUUGUGACUCGGCCAACAGACGAGCACGCUCUGUUCUGUCAGUAGAUGAGAUCAAAAGAUCAUCAAAGGCUGACUUACAAAGAAGUGCGUCCCAUGCUUUUUGACACUUUAAAUCGUCUGGAAAAUUUUCAACAUUUGCAAUAUUUAUCCAAGCAUUGUUAGCUUCGUUCCAAUACGCAAUCUCUGAGUUACCUGGUAUAUGCUGGUAAGGCAACUCCUGAAACUUUGCGAGUAGCCAAACUGCCAAACCGUAUCGGUAAAGAGGCUUGAGACCAUGCUGUAUCUGUAAACGCGCAAUUCUAAACGGUUUCUAAAAUAUUUUUAAGUAAAAUAUCAAUUACAUCAAGUAAAUUUGAAAAUUUCCAUAACGGGCUAGACCUUAAGAGGUACGUAAAUUUUGGAACAAAUAAACAAGACCGUAUAAUAGUUAAGGCCAUAUGAGAAUUAAUUUUAAAUAAUCUUUCCGAAACGUUAUUAAUUUUUUUAGUGUGAUUAUUUAAAAUCGUUGGAAUUGAAACAGGAAAUAAUGGAGCUCCAAGAAGGUGAAGUGAAUUCUUAUCCAAAACUUUAAUAUUGGAGGCCAGAACAUAAAAUUUAUUGGCCUAUUAUCAACCCAGUCUGAAAUUUGGAAUUAUUCGCCGAUAAAAAGUUCGCAUUUCGAAAAAUUUACUCAAGGCCGAUUGAGCUAAAACUUUCUAUUACAUCUUUCAAAUCAUCUAAAACAGUGUCCACUUUAUUACCUAAAGUGCCAUCGCCAUCGCCAUCAUCCAAGUAAUUGGUACUUGAUUACUUAAAAUUUCGAUUUUGGUUUUGAUAUGGCGGAAUGAAUGGCUAGGCUAAAUAUUGCUGGACCAAGAGGGUCGCCUUGCUGACAGCCAACGGAAGACCAAAUAUUAUGAUUUUUGAAUAAUAAUUUGGAUGGUUUUCUAUAACAUUGCCAAAUAUAAUGACAGAUUGAAGGAUUUGAAUUUUUAACUUCUCUCAGCAAAGCUCCCCUAUCAACAGAGUAAAAAGCAUUUUUGAUAUCUAAUUUUAGAAAGACAUCUCCAAAGUUACUCUCCAAAAAUAGUACGUGCGCAGCGUGGACUGCACCUUUGUAGCCACAACCCAACUGAGUUGGGAUGAGUUUAGUUGAUAGGAAAGGAGAAAUAUGUCUACAACAAAUUAUAGAAACAAGGCGUCGAAAGGUGCAGCCCAUGGCUAUAGAACGAAUACCACCAUCUUUUUUCUUAAGAGCGCAUAUAUUCGCGCCAUAUAAUUACUGCAAAUUGUAUAUAAUAUGAUAAGAUGUCGGAAACCGCAUAGUCAGCCAUUUAGAUCAGUCAUUGUAUAUAACUUAUAAAAGUAAAAGUUUAAUUCUCAAUAAAUUUGUAAUUUAUGACUUGCAUUUCUAACAAUGUUGUUCCCAAUCUGUAAUUAUUAUUGGAUAGCAAUUAUAGUAUAUAGAAUAGUACUUUUGUUUAGUAAUUUGUGUAAGCUUUUGUAUGUACAAUGUCUAUCGACCAACUAUGGAGGCUUACUCGCAAAUCGAUUAAUAAAUUCAGAAAAACUGUCGAACGUGCAAUACGUUUACUUGAUUGUAAGCGUUACACCCUGCCUAUUACAGUGCCAAGGAUUCUUGAAACACAAAAUUUUGAGGGGCAUCGUAAUCUCGUUUCUUUCAGACAAAAUAAAGUAUCCCAAACUACUUAGAAAGAUCAUUUAUAAUAUAAACUGUAAAUAGAUAAUUAAUGUAUUAUGUGAAUUAUCUUUUAAGAAAUAUAUAACGCUAAGCGAUACAAGCAACUUAUUGCUAAGAGCAGAGUUCUCAAUGACAGGAGUGACCAGUUACCCCAAAAGUACCACGAGCGAUCACUACCAUCAACAUACUUUAGGGAAUGGAACUAUGCCCUACCAAAAACUGAACAAUUUGAUUAUCAGUGGAUAGGUUACAAACAGAAAAUUUGUAGUUUUGAAUCAAUUGUUAUAAUAUAUUUUAAUGUUUUGCGAGUAAAUUACCACUUGUUUCCAAAAUUUUCACUAUAGCAUUUCUAUUUAAAUUUUGUAUUAUACAUAUUGCACGUAAUUUAUUAAGUUUUAUAAUAAAUAUGUAAAUAUAUAAUAUACAUUAUUAAAGCUUAAACAUAUUAUUUGUAUGGUAUUGUCAAUAUCUUUUUAAACCGGGAUUAUACUUUAAACAGCUUCUCAUUUAGCACAUGCUUGUUUCAAAGUGUUUCCGUUCCAGUUACACUCUCAAUUUUGCUUGUUACCAGCAGUAAAAGGAAACAUGAAUAAAAUAAGCGAAAAUUACGUAUUCUGGCUCUAAAAUUGACAACUAUGAAGAUCUGUUUCUACUCCAUGACACAAGCCUUGAAAACACUAAUGAGUUUAAUUAUUAAAUAGCCUCUCAGAAACAACCCUCAUUCGGUCCUAGAUUAAGCCGUCUAUUUGUGACGGUUGUAAAUUGGGAUACCGCAGAUGUCAUUUUUGAAAGAAUUGAUUGUAUAAUGAUGAUAAUAAAAUACAUUUUUUAUCACAAUAAAAUUCUUGGGAUUUAUUUAUGCUUACUGUCUCAAUUAGUUUAUAUAAUAUGUUGUAUAUAUAUACUUUUAAUAAAUGCUUUGUUAUUAAUUAAGCUAUUAUAAAGUUUAUUGUACGUAAGAGUACGAUUGUUUUGAAAAUAAAUUCUUUUUUAAUA